AUGGCUGUGGGCUACAUUGUAAAUCUUGGCCACAACAAGUUGACAGCCAUUGAUGUCGAAGUCUUCUCAAACCUCCCAAACCUACGAGAGCUGCGCCUGGACCAUAAUGAGCUGACGUCCAUCCCUGAUCUAGGACCUGCUGUGUCUAAGAUCGCUUCCCUCUACCUACACCACAAUAAGAUCCGCACCAUCGAUGGGAGGCGGAUGAGAGACCUGAUCUCCGUGGAAACACUGGACCUGAGCAACAAUGACAUCACAGAAGUCAGAGUUCAAGGUUUCCCCGCAGGUCUCCUGAUCAAAGACCUGUACCUGAGCAACAACAAGAUCCAGUUCCUGGAGGCCGGUGCUCUGGACCAGCUCUCCUCGACCCUGCAGGUUCUGAGACUGAGCCGGAACCGCAUCUCCCAGGUCCCUGUCAAAUGCUUCCAGCUGCCCAAGCUCACCCAACUUGAGCUGAACAGGAACCGUGUGAGGCAGGUGGAGGGGCUGACCUUCCAGGGCCUGGCCAGUCUGGAGGUCCUCAAGCUGCAGAGGAACAACAUCAGCAAGCUCACCGACGGAGCCUUCUGGGGCCUGGCCAAGAUGAAAGUGCUUCACCUGGACUACAACAGCCUGAGGGAAGUGAACAGUGGCUCCCUGUACGGCCUGUCCUCUUUGCUGCAGCUCUUCCUCAGCAACAAUUCCAUCUCCCACAUCAACCCAGAUGGCUGGAGGUUCUGCCAAAGGCUACGGGAACUGAAUCUGUCCUACAACAACCUGAGUCGUCUGGAUGAGGGCAGCCUGGCGGUACUGGGGGACCUCCACACCCUCCGUCUGGGGCACAACGCCAUCAGCCACAUUACCGAGGGGGCCUUCAGAGGCCUCAAGGCCCUGCGCCUCCUGGAGCUGGACCAUAACGACAUCUCAGGCACAAUAGAGGACACCAAUGGGGCCUUCUCUGGACUGGACAGCCUCAACAAGCUAACUCUGUUUGGAAACAAGAUCAAGUCGGUGGCCAAGAAAGCCUUCUCAGGCCUGGAGGCCCUGGAGCACCUGAACCUGGGAGAGAACGCCAUCCGCUCCAUCCAGCCAGAGGCCUUCAGCAAGAUGAGGAGCCUCAGGAACCUGCUCAUCCAGAGUGACAGUUUCCUGUGUGACUGUCAGCUCAACUGGUUCCCUGAGUGGCUGAUGACCCGGGGGCUACAGACUGGCGUAGAGGCUACCUGUGUCCACCCCGAAAUCCUGAAGGGUACUAGCGUCUUCCAGGCUCCACCAGAGAGAUUUGUCUGUGAUGACCUGCCUAUGCCCCAGAUCACGGUGCAGCCAGAGACCACAGUGACGGUUCUGGGUAGUGACGUGCGCCUCAUGUGCACGGCAGCCAGCAGCAGCAGCUCACCUAUGUCCUUCGCCUGGCGCAAAGACCAGGAGCUGCUCCGUCAUGCUGAGGUGGAGAACUUCGCCCACCUGCGCGCUAACCACGGGGCGGUGCACCAGGCCGGGGGGGUGAUGGAGUACACCACCAUUUUGCACCUGCGUCAUGUGACCUUCGCCCACGAGGGCCGAUACCAAUGCAUCAUCACCAACCACUUUGGCUCCUCCUACUCCACCAAGGCCCGCCUUACUGUCAACGUCAUGCCUAGGUUUGUGAAGACCCCUCAAGACAACACCAUCCAUACGGACACCACUGCCAAGCUGGAGUGUGCGGCCGAGGGGCACCCCACCCCUGAGAUCGCCUGGCAAAAGGACGGAGGCACGGACUUCCCGGCGGCACGCGAGCGGCGGAUGCAUGUGAUGCCUGACGAUGACGUGUUCUUCAUCAUGGACGUCAAGCUGGAGGACAUGGGCGUGUACAGCUGCACCGCCAAGAACACAGCGGGCACCGUGUCUGCCAACGCCUCUCUCAUUGUGCUGGCGACGCCCCACCUGGCCCAAGAGCUGGAGGACCGUAGUGUGGUGGUGGGGGAGACUGUAGCCCUGCAGUGUAAGGCCCUGGGCAGCCCCCCACCCAAAAUCACCUGGCUGAGGAACGACGAGCCCCUUCGCUCCUCCGACCGACACCACUUCACCCCUGGCAACCAGCUGCUGGUGAUCGGCAGCGCCGCCCUAGAGGACGCUGGGAGGUACACGUGCGUUAUGUCUAACACGCUGGGCACAAAGCGCAGCCACAGCCAGCUGAGUGUCCGCCAGCGCCAGACCGGCUGCGCCGCCCCGUCCGGCCCCAGCAUUGUCACUAUGGGCAUCAUCGUCAUCGCUGUGGUGACCAGCAUCGUGGUGACCUCGCUGGUGUGGGUGUGCAUCAUCUACCAGACGCGCAAGAAGAGCGAGGAGUGCAGCGUAACCAACACCGAUGAGACAAUCGUGCCCCCGGACGUCCCUAGCUACCUGUCCUCCCAGGGGACCCUCUCGGAGCGCCAGGACGUAUGUAUCCGCGUGGAGGCUAGCGUUGGACCUCAGCUCAACGGACACAUAGACAACACAGGUUACAAUGGGGCUGUAGUGUGUACAGAGUGUAUGGAGAACGGAAACAGCUACUCCAAGACAGACUUCGACUACCUCACCCAGGGGCUGGGACCUGUAGGCCUGGAGUACCAACAACACCCCCACCCCCACCACAUGGACUACAGUGUACCUGUACCCCUAGGGGUGGACACGGGACCCCUCUGCAACGAGAUCCCCAACGGAGUCAGAAGGGAUGCCUCGCCACCUGAAUUUCCAUCACAGAGAAACCACCACAACAGAAAAGGUUCCUCAGUGAACAGGACGGGACACACAACUCUAGUGUGCUCCCCAUCCCAGGAGGAGGCCUUCCACAAGCCGGUGAAACUCGCCCCCGUAAGACGCCAAGACACACUGGACACGGAUCGUGAGCCAGAGCUCAGACAGACUCUACUGUCCAACGGACACACUCCCAGAGCCUCCCAGAGUGACAGCACCCCCCUCAGGAGCGCCAGCGACUAGCAGGCCCUCCCCACCCUGACACUAAUAGACUCACUAGCCCUGAGUGGACUUGUUCUUUGCACUGGGAACUGCUACCUCAAACAGAGAGGCCAAGAUCUGAUCCCCUCCCCUGUUUGGACUAACAGAGCGGGAGCUGGGAGGGGGGUGGCAUCCAGAGGUUUGAAGGCAGAGCUUGUGUGGGUGGCGUCCCAUUUGAGCGUAUCAGAUGUACAUACUUAAAACCUUCCCCUGGGAGGUGUCAACCAAUCCUAGCUCCAAAUGUGACUUGCAUUUGAAGCAUGCAAAUGUAGGGAAUAUUUUACAGUAAUGUGUGAAAGAGAGCGAAAGAGAGAUAUACCAUGGGAAGAUUAACUGUACAUAAGAGUUUUCAUAUAUAUUAUAUAACUUUUACAAAGAGUAUUUGAAUUUAUUCUGUGCAUGACAAAGAACGGAGUGAUGGUAUUUUUUUCUCUUUUAAAAGCCUCUACUUACCAGCUUCAACUGCGGUGCCUUAUUGCAUGAUCAAAGAAACCACAAACGGGACUCGUAGUAUAGCAGAGAUUUGUGAGAGCUAUCGUACACUCUUUGUCAUACCAUGGAACACUUUAUUGCACUUGAAUGUCGUUUGACAAACGCAAAUGCUGCCCGUCAUGGCCUUAAACCAUAACUCAUAUUUACUGGUAUUUUAUGAAGGAAGCUUUAAUUUUUAUUUAUUUUGGUACGUGAUAUGGUAACACCUACGACAAGGAAGUGUUUGGGAUAUGAAUCUAGGUUUUUGAUGUUUAAGCACUUUUGUACUCAUCAUAAAUGACCUCUGGAAACACAGACUCGGUACAUGUAACCCAAUAGGAAUGUAAGAAAUCCCAAUCAGGAAAUGCGACUCAUUUCUGACAUAGCCAUGGAAUGUCAAGUCUCUUCCACCUGUCAAGGUACUAACUACAGCGCCUUCAGAAAGUAUUCAUACCCUUUGA
Salvelinus namaycush (lake trout) is the source of this 3887-nucleotide messenger RNA. RefSeq names its product leucine-rich repeats and immunoglobulin-like domains protein 1. Gene Ontology annotation, molecular function: protein binding. The transcript has 18 exons. Bases 1 to 2937 code for a protein of 978 amino acids. NCBI's taxonomy places the organism in Eukaryota, Metazoa, Chordata, Actinopteri, Salmoniformes, Salmonidae. The record is from RefSeq and is a predicted model, not a curated record.